This is a messenger RNA of Talaromyces proteolyticus, 2333 nucleotides long. RefSeq lists its product as uncharacterized. Gene Ontology annotation, molecular function: ubiquitin binding. The coding region runs from base 123 to 2201 and encodes 692 amino acids. NCBI's taxonomy places the organism in Eukaryota, Fungi, Ascomycota, Eurotiomycetes, Eurotiales, Trichocomaceae. The record is from RefSeq and is a predicted model, not a curated record. The transcript has a single exon.
GCUCAGUCGGCGAGGUCUUGGUUGUUGACAUGGCUAGCCGUGUAAUUUCUGCAUAUAACACCUAGAGCGCCGCCUUCACUUCCUCUUUACUGCAGAGAGCCUGUCUAUAGUGUCUCCCAGCUAUGCAGUUUCCUCUCGCUGUGCCCGUCCCGCCGUUUGCGGUGCGAAAAGCCAUUCCAAAUAAUCAAUGGGAAACCAUACUGGACGCAUGGAUUCUUCUCACAGAGCUGCGUAUACGCAUUUCCCAAAAAGAUGACUUUGGCGAGUGUGCCAAGACGGAUCGCUUCAGCGUUUCGUUUCUUUCCUCGUACUUUGCUGCUCACAACGAUCCCCGGCUGCAUGGUGCGGGGCAGAAUAAUGACGACAACAAGAAGGCGCGAAGAUUACGAAAGUCGGUUUUUCUCCUGACGAGGAGGUAUUAUCUUGAAGUGACUCCUAUCCCUGAUGAAUUGUUGGACUGGAAGCUGCUCGGUGAUCUGAGCGAGUGUUAUCAUUCCAAUUCCGCGCUCAGAGAAUUAUUAUCUGAAGUGUGGAAUCGUUAUGAGCACAAGGCCUCGACAAGUGUCGAGAAAGGGAAAGAUGAAAUCAUGCAGUUGCUCCAAAAAAGAGGCUCUGCAACAGCUAUAUCUGACUUGAUCACCGAGCUUCGGAGGCUUACAGUUCUGGCCUCCUCGCUUCCUCAUGCUGGCCACGUGUUGAUGACUGGGUCUGAUUAUUUAGAUUCUCUUCAUGACGCGUAUAAAUCUAGUUUAUCCAGCAGUAAAGAUGUGAGUAGUAUCGAGGCUCUACGAAGUGCCCUUGCUGCAAAUGCCUAUGUAGGGCUUACCUCAUUGCUCAAAGCGUCAAAGCCAAACCUGUCCCUUUUAUUGGACCAUUUGUUUACACUAAAAGUUUCCUCGGGUGUAGGUUCUUCAACGAAAAACAGCAAGACGCCUGAACUACUGUCAGACCUUGUAUGCAGUACAGACUUGCUAGUGAGAAUAGAGCGUUACUUGGUCUCUGCACCGCAGAAACGUGGCCAGGACCUUGUGAGUUCUUUGAGGACAUAUCAACAAGAGAUGAAGCACCUUCACCAUCGCCAUCAACGGCACAAAAAGAGAAAAGAUAAAGGAAAAGGACCGGCAGAGGAAACAUUUGGAGGAGAGAGUGUUUUGCAUGCUCAUAGACUGUCGUUGAUUACUCAAAUCCAGGAGCUUUUCCCGGACCUCGGUGCUGGAUAUGUUCUACGACUAUUGGACUUCUACAAUGAGGAUAUGGAAGCAAUCAUCGCCCACUUACUGGAAGAUUCCUUGGCUAAUGAGCUCAAGUCCUUCGAUAAGUCGGAGCCUCUUCCCGAUACCCACAUUGCCCAUGACGUGAUGGAGCCUCACAGCACCCCACCGGAAUAUUUCGAAAAUCCAAAUUUCAUUCGUAAUAUCGACAUAAAAGAAGAUGAAAUUAUUCAAGCCGCUCGAUCCAAGCCGGGUGAGGGAGGAAAGAAGUUACAUUUCGGUCGCGCAAAUGCCGACUCUACAGCCGACUCCAUUCUCGCAGACCGAAGCCAACACGCCACCAACAAAGCUGCUAUCCUCUCUGCGUUGGCGACUUUUGAUUCAGACGACGAUGAGCGAGAUGAUACAUAUGAUGUAGCAGACGUUGGUGGAACCGUCGACACCGUCGUCACGGGCACAGACGACGCUGAGGGUGAACGAGAAAAGCGUAAUCGUGCUGAAGAGACAGACGUGGCUUUGUAUCGCAUUUGGAAAUCGAGCCCGGCACAGUUUGCGCGAGACUCUGCUACGCGUCGGUCGCAAAUGCGGACGGCCCUUAAGCGGGAGACUGGCAUGACGGACGAGGCCAUCGAGGGAUGGGCGUUGAUGCUACAAAGAGAUCCUAAGAAGCAGUCCCGUCUCGAGUCAAGGCUAGCUCUUGCUGGAAGUUCUAGCGGUCAAGAAGCGAGAGCAGCGUCUCAGCCCGAUCUACCAUCUACAGCUUAUCGAAAGCCAAAAGUUGAUGGGAACGCUGAGGAUGAGGAUGGCACUAGUGAUGCAGAUCGUUCUGUAGGCAAUAUGCGUGGUAGAGGCAGAGGCGGUCCUCUAUCUCGCGGCCGCGGUGGCCCGAAUCGCGGUGGACGCGGAGGAGGUCGUGGAAGAGGUGCAAAUCAUCGACGGCGAGACCAACAUGCGAAGAAGAUGGCGAAAGCCGGAGCACUUCCUACUUGAUAUAGACAGCCAUUGUCAUUCACUAUAUAGCCAAACAAUAUAGACCGUCUAUACCAGGCGUCAGAAUAGGUUCAAAGGAAGUUUUAUUGAUCAUGUAAUGUAUUACAACAUGAAUUUAUGAUUAAUUGUUAG